AUGUCGGACAGAAAGCUCAUUCUAGUCAUUGGAGGAACCGGCGCCCAGGGCAGCCCAGUCGUCAAGGCCCUCGCAAUAAGCACCCGCUACGCCGUCCGCGUCCUCACCCGCAACCCCUCCUCCCCGCAGGCGCAAGCCCUCGCCGCGCUCCCCAACGUAACCUUCCUCCAAGGCAGCCAGGAAAACCAAGCGGACCUCCACGCGGCCCUGCGCGGCGUCUACGGCGCCUGGGUGAAUUUCGACGGCUUCACCAUCGGAGAGAAAAACGAGCUCUUCUAUGGCAUCCGCGCGUACGAGAUUGCGCGGCACGAGGGCGUGCAGCACUAUGUCUUUGCAAACUCGGACUUUGCGCUCCGCAAGGCCGGCUGGGAUGAGCGGUACCGAAACCAUAAUGAUGCAAAGGGGCGGGUGGGCGAUUUCAUCCUCGGCCAUGGGCAGGCGGGGGGCAUGAAGACGUCGCUGCUGACGACGGGGCCGUACAUGGAUAUGCUUUUUGACGGGCUGUUUGUUCCCGAGGAGCGCGGGGGUGGAUUUGUCUGGGAGAAUCCGGCUGCCGACGGCAAAAUCCCCCUCAUCGCCCUCGACGACGUGGGCGCCUACAGCCUCUGGCUCUUCGACAACCCGGACCAGGCAGCCGGCCUGAACCUCGAAGUCGCAACCGACCAGGUCACCUUUUCCGAAAUCGCCGAAACCUUCACCCGCGUGACCGGCAAACCGGGAAUCCACAAACGCAUCCCGCUCGACGAGUACCUCCACAAGGCCGAACCGUACCCGGGCGCAUACUCCAACUGGACCGUGCCGCUCACCGUCCCGCGCGACGAGGCGUUUGUCUCCUGGCGCGAGAAUUUUUCGGCCUGGUGGCGGUACUGGGGUGAGGGCAAGGGGUCGACGCGCGAUAUGGCGCUGCUGGAUCGGGUUUAUCCGGGGAGGAUCAGGAGUUUGGAGGAGUGGAUGAGGGCCAAGGGGUAUGAUGGGAAGGCGAGGGCAGUGUUGAAGGAUAUUCAUGAUUUUAGGACCAUGUCUACAGUUUGA
Molecule: messenger RNA, 1032 nt
Organism: Aspergillus calidoustus
Lineage: Eukaryota; Fungi; Ascomycota; Eurotiomycetes; Eurotiales; Aspergillaceae
Source: the annotation of a GenBank genome assembly